Sesamum indicum (sesame) is the source of this 5389-nucleotide messenger RNA. RefSeq names its product nuclear RNA polymerase C1 (gene NRPC1). NCBI's taxonomy places the organism in Eukaryota, Viridiplantae, Streptophyta, Magnoliopsida, Lamiales, Pedaliaceae. The record is from RefSeq and is a predicted model, not a curated record. Gene Ontology annotation, molecular function: DNA-directed RNA polymerase activity; DNA binding. Gene Ontology annotation, biological process: DNA-templated transcription.
CUCUUUUUGCGUUUCUUUUCCCUCCGGUUUCCCCCCCUCCAUCUCUCUUUUCUACUCUUCGCUUCUUCUCCUCCUUCCCGUGUGACCACAGUCCACCGUCCCCCUCGUCGGUACCUGAUUCCGCCGUCUAGCCGCUGCUCAGGCCCGGCAGUCCGUGGCGCCACGCCCAGCCGUAGUUCGAAUCUCCACCCGACUCAUCCGCCCUCCACUUCCCCCACCCACAAACCGCCGCCUCAACCCCUCCCCUACCGCUUCUAACCUAGGGAGGAACAUUUGUUCUGCUAUUGGAAAUAGGAGAUGAGGAAGGUUCAAGCAACCUUGCAAUUCAGUAAGCAGCCGUACAUCGAAGAUGUUGGUCCUCGUAGGAUAGAAAGCAUUCAAUUUUCAACAUUCUCUGGAACUGAAGUACUAAAAACUGCUGAAGUUGAAGUUUCUCGUGGUGUCUAUUAUGACUCCACUAAAAAGCCUAUUGACAAUGGUUUGCUAGACCCUCACAUGGGACCUCCAAACAAGAAUGGAUUUUGUAAAACGUGCUAUGGUAAUUUUCGGGAAUGCCCAGGGCAUUGUGGAUAUUUGGCUCUCGCUCUUCCUGUAUAUAACGUUGGAUAUUUAAGUACGAUAAUAGAUAUAUUGAAGUGCAUCUGCAAGAAGUGCGCCAGAGUGCUUCUUGAGGAGAAAGAGCGUCAGGAAUUUCUAAAGAAGAUGAGGAAUCCAAAACUUGAGCCUUUGAAGAAGAAUGAGAUACUGAAAAAAGUAGUGAAGAGGUGUAAUGCCAUGGCAGGAAGUAAGAGAGCUGUGAAGUGCUCGAGAUGUGGAUAUAUAAAUGGCAUGGUUAAAAAGGGACCUCUGAAGAUCCAGCAUGAUCGUGCGAAAAUUGUUGACAGUGACUUGGAGGAAUGUCAAUCUGCUGUUUCCCAUACAAAGGACUCCAAAGGGAAUGUCAAUUUUUCUUCUAUAAUUGACCCUAAGUUAGUCUAUCAACUACUGAGAAAUAUGCUGGAUGAGGAUUGUGAGUUGCUUUAUCUAAAUGAUAGACCAGAGAAACUUAUGGUCACAAAUAUUCUUGUGCCACCAAUUGCCAUACGACCUUCAGUUUUUGUGGAUGGUGGAACACAAAGCAAUGAGAAUGACAUCACAGAGAGGCUAAAACGUAUCAUCCAAGCAAAUGCUAGUCUUCGUCAAGAACUAUUGGAAACAAACCUAUAUAACAAGAACCUGACUAGCUGGGAUGAUCUGCAAAUGGAGGUUGCACAGUAUAUCAAUAGUGAUGUCCGUGGAUUGCCAUUCCACAUGACCACUGCCAAGCCAUUGAGUGGUUUUGUUCAGCGCCUCAAAGGAAAGCAGGGACGGUUCCGUGGCAACUUAUCAGGGAAGCGUGUAGAGUAUACUGGCAGAACAGUUAUAUCUCCUGACCCAAAUUUGAAAAUUAGUGAGGUUGCUAUUCCUAUCCUAAUGGCUCGGAUUUUAACUUAUCCUGAGCGUGUUUCACAUCAUAAUAUAGAGAAAUUGAGGCAAUGCGUUCGUAAUGGCCCCAACAAAUAUCCUGGCGCAAAGUUUAUACGGCAGCCUGAUGGUACUGAAAUAUCAUUAAUGUUUUCAUCUAGAAAGCGCCAUGCAGAUGAGUUGAAGUAUGGUUACAUUGUGGAUCGUCAUCUGGAAGAUGGAGAUAUUGUCUUAUUUAACAGACAACCAAGUUUGCAUCGAAUGUCAAUCAUGUCCCAUCGGGCAAGGAUAAUGCCUUGGCGCACCCUGAGAUUCAAUGAGUCAGUUUGCAAUCCAUACAAUGCUGAUUUUGAUGGUGAUGAGAUGAAUAUGCAUGUACCACAAACUGAAGAGGCCCGUACUGAGGCUCUUAUGUUGAUGGGGGUGCAAAACAAUUUAUGCACUCCAAAGAAUGGUGAAAUCUUGGUUGCUUCAACGCAAGAUUUUUUAACUUCAUCCUUUCUUAUAACAAGAAAAGACACCUUCUAUGAUCGCGCUUCCUUUUCGCUUAUGUGUUCAUAUAUGGGUGACGCAAUGGACCCAAUUGAUCUACCAACACCAGCCUUAGUUAAGCCAGUGGAGCUUUGGACUGGUAAACAGUUAUUUAGCGUACUAUUGCGUCCUCAUGCAAAAAUGAGAGUAUAUCUAAAUCUUACAGUAGCAGAAAAGAGUUAUGGGAAGUCUAGAGAGACAAUGUGCCCGAAGGAUGGAUUUGUUUAUAUCCGUAACAGUGAGCUAAUCAGUGGGCAGCUUGGGAAGGCUACAGUAGGAAAUGGGAGCAAAGAUGGUCUUUACUCUGUGCUUCUCAGGGAUUACAGUGCACAUGCUGCUGCCACUUGCAUGAACCGUUUAGCAAAGUUAAGUGCUCGAUGGAUAGGAAAUCAUGGAUUCUCAAUUGGAAUCAAUGAUGUGACCCCUGGUGAUGUAUUAAACAAGGAGAAGAAGUUGACAAUUGAUAAGGAGUAUGGCCAGUGUACCGACUAUAUAGAGAGCUAUAAUUCUGGCAAGCUGGAGCUGCUACCAGGCUGCAAUAGGGCUGAGACACUUGAAGCCAAGAUAACUGGAACCCUUAACAAUAUUCGGGAAAGAACUGCAAAUGUCUGUAUGAAGAAUUUAAAUUGGAGGAAUAGCCCCCUAAUCAUGUCACAAUGUGGUUCCAAAGGAUCUCCUAUCAAUAUCUGCCAGAUGAUUGCAUGCGUGGGCCAGCAAUCCGUUGGAGGUCGUAGAGCUCCAAAUGGAUUUGUUGAUCGAACUCUGCCUCAUUUUGAAAGAGGAGCUAAGGACCCAGAUGCUAAAGGCUUCGUUCAGAAUUCCUUUUAUACUGGUUUAUCUGCAACUGAAUUUUUCUUCCACACCAUGGGGGGGAGAGAAGGUCUUGUGGAUACAGCAGUUAAAACUGCUGACACAGGGUAUAUGUCUCGUAGACUUAUGAAAGCUUUGGAGGACCUAUCAGUGCAGUAUGACAAUACAGUGAGAAAUGCCAGUGGUUCCAUUGUUCAAUUUGUGUAUGGGGGUGAUGGUAUGGACCCUGCACAGAUGGAAGAGAAAAGUGGGCUUCCACUUAACUUUGAAAGAUUAUUCAUGAAAGCCAAGGCCACCUGCCCUGCAGCAGAGGAAAAGAGUUUAAAUACUGAAGAAAUAAAGAAAAUAGUGAACGAGAUGAUUGAGGAAAGGCUCCCAAAAUCGACCAUGGAUCUUGAAGAAGAGUGCUUAAAGGAUCCUCCUCCAUCGGAUACGCCAUCUAAAAAGGAGACCUUGGAGACUUUUGAUAAAUCAUUAAAAAGUUUCAUUGAGAAGAAACAUCCUAGCUCAGAUCUGAUGCUCAAAUUGAAUGAAGGGGGAUAUUCUGGAGAGGAUCAGGUUUCUCUGGAAAAACUGGCUUCAAAUGUAUCUGGGAUUACUAGGAACCAACUAGUGGUCUUCCUAGAAACCUGCAUAACUCGUUACAAUUCAAAGAAAAUCGAAGCUGGUACUGCAAUAGGUGCAAUUGGAGCUCAAAGUAUUGGAGAGCCGGGAACACAGAUGACAUUGAAAACUUUCCAUUUUGCUGGAGUUGCGAGCAUGAAUGUUACCCUUGGAGUUCCACGGAUAAAAGAAAUUAUCAAUGCUGCUAAGAGGAUCAACACACCAAUCAUUACUACAGCUCUGCAGUCUAACGAUAAUGAUAUAAUUGCUAAAUUAGUGAAAGGACGUAUUGAAAAAACGCUUUUGGAGCAGGUAGCUAAGAGUAUAAAGACUUCGCAAGCAUCAAGGUCAGCGUCCAUAGUAAUAACACUCGACAUGAAAAGAAUACAAGGUGCACAACUGUCCAUUGAUGCAUAUACUGUAAAAGAAUCAGUCCUACAAACUCCAAGGAUGAAACUGAAGGAGCAGCAAGUUAAGGUAUUGAAUCCCAGAAAACUCGAAGUUGUUCUGCAGGCUGAUAGAAGCAAACUUCAUUUUGAGGUUCACGCAAUUAAGAAUAAGCUCUCGAAAGUUGUUGUGAAGGGAAUCAAUUCUGUUGAACGUGUUAUAAUAGUGAAUGAAGCAAAGGAAAAGGAUCCAACUCGUAAAAAGCUGAAGUUACUAGUAGAGGGGACUGGUCUUUUAUCUGUUAUGGGCACUGAUGGAGUUGAUGGUAAGAACACGACAAGUAAUCACAUCAUAGAAGUACAGCAGACACUUGGGAUUGAAGCAGCAAGGAAGAAAAUAAUUGAAGAGAUACAUUUUACCAUGUCAAGCCAUGGCAUGACGAUAGACAUACGGCACAUGAUGCUUCUGGCAGAUUUGAUGACAUUUAAGGGUGAAGUCCUGGGAAUAACAAGGCAUGGAGUGCAGAGAAUGAGGGACAGUGUACUGAUGCUUGCUUCAUUUGAGAAGACAGCAGAUCACCUUUUCAAUGCUUCUGUGAGUGGGAGAGUGGAUAGGAUUGAAGGAGUUAGUGAAUGCAUCAUUAUGGGCAUACCCAUGCAAAUUGGGACCGGAAUGCUUAAAGUUAGGCAAAGUGUGCAGCCUGUUGAGUUAAACUAUGGUCCAGACCCAAUUAUAUGCUGAAAUUCUCAAAGAAGGGACUUGUUCCUUUAAGAGGCAUCUGAUUCUGCAAGGUUGCUCAGAUGACAGUGUAUUGGAAGACUCGAGGAUGAACUUAUGGGUUGCAUUUAUGUACAGAAAUCUGCAGGUUAAAGCUGGCGUUCUCAAUCUGAUUGUGCAGAUGCAGUCUUUGGUCAAAGUUUGCUGCACAUUGAUGUUCAUGUACAUACAGUUGUAAUCUAUUUAUAUACGAAGAGUCCCAGCCUCUGGGUUUCCUUUUUCACCUCACGUAGUGUAGAUUGCAUAUUUUGGUUCCCAUUUGAGAAUGGGAAGUCUUAUCUGAUCCUACCAAUUCACAUGCUGCAAACAGUCUGGUUUGGCGAGAAAGCCAUGGCAACUCACUGAAUACAAGUUUCAUCUCGAUCUUGAGCACUUACAGAGUCAUCACUGGAUUGGCUUAGCAACUGCAGCUUGAAAUCCUUGAACUGUAUGAUAAUUCAGAGUCAAUUCUCCAUCCAUCCAACAACGGAUUGACUUGCAAUAUUUGCUGCCAUGCGACAGUUUUCUCAUUGUUUGACAGCACCUACUAGGCAUGUUUGGUUUUUAUCUAUAUCCGGUACCUGUUCAAGAUUAUUAGGUUAUGUACAUUCAAAGUUUUGUUCUACUUCUAGAAUAGGUAACCCCAAGUGACUAAAUGUAGUGUGGUAUCACAACUGGAAUGUGAUCUCGAUUGAGCAGUAUGGAACUAUUCCGAGUAACUCGAUAAUUAUAAACAUGUUAUGUGGUUUUAGAAUUAAUAUAUAGUGUAACUUGAGUUCAGCUUCAAAUAUUAUUGAAAAGGAAAAUAUAUUUGAGUUUUGUCGUCCUGAUUCGGUUUAAACCAUUAAUCAGUUUGCCA